AUGGGAACUCCCCAACAAAAGGUUAAGAAUAAAGAUGGACACUUUUCUUACACAAAAGGUGAUAAGAAGCCCUUUAACAAAAAGUUAAAGGACGAGGAUGAAAAUGCAUUUCUCAUACAAAAGAUGUUUGGUGGUGUGGAUGAUACUGUAUUUUGUGGUGUGUUUGAUGGACAUGGACCACAUGGACAUGUGGUUGCGAAGAAAAUUAGAGAAUGCUUUAUUUUAACGGUAAUGGAGAAAUGGAAUUCACGUUGUCAUGAUGAUGUUGAUGAUUAUAAAACUAAUACUAACAAUAACAAGGAUGGUGUUUUAAGGAUGAUGAGAGAAUCGUUUUUUAUGGUGUCUAAGUUUGUGGACAAAGAACUCAAACUUCAUUAUGUCAUGCAAUCUUUUGGAAGUGGGACUAUUGUUGUUACAUUGUUCAAGAAGCCAUGUUUGCAGGUAGCUGAAUAUUGUUGUUGCUCCCAUAUAGACUAA
Messenger RNA from Lathyrus oleraceus (garden pea), 477 nucleotides. RefSeq names its product probable protein phosphatase 2C 65. The transcript is spliced from 3 exons. Bases 1 to 477 code for a protein of 158 amino acids. NCBI's taxonomy places the organism in Eukaryota, Viridiplantae, Streptophyta, Magnoliopsida, Fabales, Fabaceae. The record is from RefSeq and is a predicted model, not a curated record.